AUGAAUCCUAAAACUAAUUCAUAACUAUCUAUUUCAAUUCAAAAAGAUCCAAAAUAAAACAUUCAUAAUUCUCAUUUCUAUAAUUUUAUCAAAAACAAAAGAUUUUCUGACAUCAACACAAAUAAAACUACUGCUAUUAUUAAAAAGACUAAUCACCCAUAAUCUCUACAACAUUAAAUUCUCUCAAUUAACAAUGGUUCCCUCAUCAAAAUAGAGAAACAUCAUGAGAUCUAAUAACCAAACAAGAAGAUAUUCUUUGAAAAUUGUGUUCUGCCUAAAAUAAAUACUUCUUAUGCUAUCAAUAAAGAAUAUCAAGAAUCCAAAGUUUAUGAUGAAAACAGUAUAAAUAUUAUGUUUAUUAUAUUGAGGAUAAUAUUCCAAGAGAAAAAGUUAGUUGCUCAAAUAACUCAUAUUAUUAUAUCAAAAUGAUUAAAGUUUAUCUAAUAUCACUUUAGCAUAAAAAGAUUGUAUUAUGAAUCCUUCACAAAUUUAAGAGUAGGAAUAGUCAAGAAUUAUGUAAGAAAGACCCUAAGGUAAGAUAUAAAGAAGAUCUCAGAUUUUGAUAGAAUAGAAAUAUUAUGGUGAUUCAGAUUUGAGUGAAGCCAGAUUUUCAAAUUCUAAUAGUAUUAUUGAUAUCUCAGGUUUCAGUAUAAUAAAAAAGGAUAUUGUUGGGAAGAGAAGGAAUAUAGGUUCAAAAGUUAGAAAGUAAGAUAAUUCUAAUUGAAUAAAAUUAUAAAUAAAUAUUAAUGAAUAGACUCUUGAUUACAGAAUUAGGAGAUACAAUGAGAUUAGAUUUGAAAAAAGAAGUUAAUAAAAUCCCAUCAUCAACUAAAAAUAAUAUAAAAACUACAUUUCCUGAAAUCAAAAAUAAUCUAGGAAGUUCUUCACUUUUUACAGAUAUUGAAAAAAAUGAGAAUCCCUUGUAUUAAAAAAGUCUCUCAGAUUAAGCUCUUCUAAACCUUUCAAAAAUAGCAAAUCUUUCUUUAUUUGGACCUAAAUGUAAGGAAUAAUUGAAAGUACACAUUAGAUAAGAUCUAUCAAUGAAAACUUAACAUGAUUACUUAAAUUAAUAGCUAGAAAGAUAUGUAACUAGAAUACUUGAUGAUAAAAGUAUUUAUUUUAAGUUUCAUUAUUAUUAGAUUUAAUGACCAAGCGAAAAAGGUAAUUGUUAAAUGAACUAAAAAGAUUAGAAGCCAAAGAGAAAUUAAAACAUUUUAAUCAUAUGCCUACUGAUUUAUCUUAAUUUAGUUCUAUAAUUGAAGAUACUGAUAGGGAAAAUAAAUUAAUGUCAAUUGUAAAUGCAGAAGGCAAAUUAUUAUAAUUACAAAGAAGGUAUGACUAAAAAUUACAGGAGGAUGAAAAGCUUAAAUAAUAAAUACAAAUCAAUUAUUGUAAAUAUAAGGAAGGUUAAACUAUGCAAAUAGAAGCUUUACCAGUUUUAUCUAAAGAUGAAAUGGAAGAUCAUGUAAAAGACAUAUUCAAUAACAGAGAUUAAUCUACACAAAGAUUUCAUGACAGAAUUAAUGAAAAACAUAUAAAAUAAAAGGAAUAUAUUUGGAAAUAACAUCAUUUUCCAAGAAAUCAUAGAAGAUGGUUAUCAAAUUGA
Molecule: messenger RNA, 1606 nt
Organism: Paramecium pentaurelia
Lineage: Eukaryota; Ciliophora; Oligohymenophorea; Peniculida; Parameciidae
Source: the annotation of a GenBank genome assembly